Molecule: messenger RNA, 894 nt
Organism: Penicillium salamii
Lineage: Eukaryota; Fungi; Ascomycota; Eurotiomycetes; Eurotiales; Aspergillaceae
Source: the annotation of a GenBank genome assembly
AUGGUAUUAACAUCGAAAGCAACAACAGCAUAUCCUCUGGCACAACCAGAGGAUCGGGAACCAAAACAGAAGAAUGAGCUGUAUCAUACUGUGCCAAAAGCAUCGGAAGCUGUUGGGCCACAUGUCUCUGCAUCUCUGAUGGCACUCAAAAAGAAUGACUCCAUUAAUUUGGUGGACACUUGCGCUGGGGUAGUUGAGCUGAUCGAAAGUUUCGCCAAUCUACCCGUAACGCCCCCGUCUUUGUAUGUCGACCUUGAGGGUAUCAACCUUUCCCGAUAUGGAACGAUAUCGAUUCUUCAAAUCUUCGUUCUGCCGAAACAGUCAACAUUUUUGAUUGACAUCCACAAACUAAGACACAACGCGUUCUCCUAUUCUGCCCCAAACGGAAUCACGCUUCGGCAUGUCCUGGAAUCACCUUCUAUCCCCAAGGUCUUUUUCGAUGUUCGCAACGAUUCAGAUGCCCUCUUCAGCCACUACCAGAUCAAGUUGUCUGGCGUGCAUGAUCUUCAGUUGAUGGAGCUUGCAACGCGCAGUUUUUCAAGAAGAUGUGUGAGUGGGCUUAGCAAGUGUUUGGAAAAAGAUUUGCCGAUGACUGCCAGUGAAAGGGCGAAGUGGAAAUAUGUCAAAGACAAAGGCAGAAGAUUAUUUGCACCUGAGUGUGGAGGUUCCUACGAGGUUUUCAAUACUCGUCCGCUUCCAGAUGAGAUUCGGCAAUAUUGUGCGGGGGAUGUCCAGUUAUUACCUGAACUAUGGCGGAACUACAAUUCUAAAAUAACACCCCGAUGGGCAGCAAGAGUGGAGUCAGAAGUGAAGAAUCGUGUUUGGCUUUCUCAAUCCGCAACAUUCAACGGAAAAGGAAGACAUAUGGCCUUAGCACCCGCACACUGGGCCUAG